Cavia porcellus (domestic guinea pig) is the source of this 3274-nucleotide messenger RNA. It is a transcript of the gene Maneal, whose product is annotated as mannosidase endo-alpha like. The record is from RefSeq and is a predicted model, not a curated record. The transcript is spliced from 4 exons. The coding region runs from base 377 to 1753 and encodes 458 amino acids. NCBI's taxonomy places the organism in Eukaryota, Metazoa, Chordata, Mammalia, Rodentia, Caviidae. Gene Ontology annotation, cellular component: Golgi apparatus. Gene Ontology annotation, molecular function: alpha-mannosidase activity.
AUCAGCGCGUUUUCCCCCAGCCCUGGGUCCGCUUCGCCCCCGAUACCGCCCCACCCCGACCCCUCUCGAAGUCCCCCCUCGAAUCUCCGCGUCUCCCCAGAUCUUCUGCGGCUUCCCGAGGCCGCGUCCCCGCCCCCCCAGCGCCCGCCUCCAUCCCCGCCCCCUCGGUCUGCACGGCCGCAGGCUCUGUGUACGGGGCCCGCCCGUACGGCGCGGAGAGGCGGGAGCCGCCCACGCCCUCGCCACUCCUCUCGGCGUCGCCGUCUCCCUGGGACGCGCGCGGGCGGCGCGGUGCGUGGGAGCCGGGCGGGCGCGCAGGCGACCAUGGCGCGGCGGGCCGGGAGGUAGCGGGGUCGGGACGGGGGCAGCAGACGCCAUGGCCCGGCGGCGGCGCCGCGCGUGUGUCGCGCUGUUCCUGGUGCUGCUCUUCGCCUUCGGUACCCUCAUGGGCCUGCGCACGCUGAAGGCCCCGGACGGACUCCCCGCGCUGGGCCCGGCGCUGGAGCUGGCGCCCUUUGAGCGACGCGCGGAGGGGGCCCCCGCGCCCGCAGCUCGGGCCCCGGCAGCGCCCGCCGCGCCCCCGCCGCCGCCGCCGCCGCCGCCCCGCACCGCGGAGCCCCGCGGCUCGCCGGGCCCGGUCCCCGCGGAGGCCGAGCCCGCGCCCGGGCAGAGCCUGCGCGUCUACUCCGACCUGCACGCCUUCUACUACUCGUGGUACGGAAGCCCGCGGCGCGAGGGCCACUAUAUCCACUGGGACCACGUCAUGGUGCCACACUGGGACCCCAAGAUCUCGGCCAGCUAUCCCCGCGGCCGCCACAGCCCCCCGGACGACUUGGGCUCCAGUUUCUACCCGGAGCUGGGACCCUACAGCUCCCGGGACCCCGACGUGCUGCGGGAACACAUGACCCAGCUCAAGGAAGCCGCCAUUGGAGUCCUGGUCCUCUCCUGGUAUCCACCUGGCAUGGCCGAUGAUAAUGGGGAACCCUCAGAUGACCUGGUACCUGCUAUCCUGGACACUGCCCAUCAGUACAGCAUCCAGGUGGCCUUCCACAUCCAACCCUACAAAGGCCGGGACGACAUCACUGUACAUGAGAACAUCAAGUACAUCAUUGACAUGUACGGCUCCCAUGGUGCAUUUUACCGCUAUAAGAACAGCAUGGGCAAAAGCCUCCCACUCUUUUAUAUCUACGACUCAUACCUGACAUCCCCCGAGGCCUGGGCACAUCUCCUGACGCCAAAUGGGCCCCACUCAAUCCGAAACACACCCUAUGAUGGUGUCUUCAUAGCGCUGCUGGUGGAGGAGGGCCAUACCCAUGACAUCCUCGCGGCAGGAUUUGAUGGCAUGUACACCUACUUUGCCUCCAAUGGUUUCUCCUUUGGCUCCUCCCAUCAGAACUGGAAAGCUGUGAAGAACUUUUGCGAUGCAAACAAUCUCAUGUUUAUUCCCAGCGUGGGCCCUGGCUACAUUGACACCAGCAUCCGGCCCUGGAAUAACCACAAUACUCGGAACAGGGUCAAUGGCAAGUACUAUGAAACAGCGCUGCAGGCAGCCCUGACGGUGAGGCCAGAGAUCGUCUCCAUCACCUCUUUCAAUGAGUGGCACGAAGGCACACAGAUCGAGAAGGCCGUUCCCAAAAAGACACCCACUCGCCUGUAUUUGGACUACCUGCCUCAUCAGCCUAGCCUGUACCUAGAGCUGACCCGCCGCUGGGCCGAGCACUUCAUCAAGGAGAAGGAGCAGUGGCUGAUGUGAGCGCCCUGAGGCAGACAUGCCAACCUUGCCAGAUGUCACCACGCAGGCUCAGCUGAGGGCACAGGCACUCACUCACUGGUCAAGUCAGCAGCUAGGUGCUUCUGGGUGGCCACCAAGCAAGGGCCCAUGGAGAACAGAGCCUGGUACUCUGAUGAGCGUGGUGUGGCCCACUGCAGGGAUGCAAAGCAAGGCAACGUUGCAGGAGAAGGUAGAACUUGGCGGGUGGCUGCGCGUAGCUUAGGGCAGCUCCAUGCCCUCAGACCACUUUUAGAUACUCUCUUCCAACUUGGAACCCUGCGGCGGGGGUUGUUGCUGUGUGGUGGAGUCGGCAGUUCUGCCCUUGGGUUUCAGCACUCUGCGCUAGCAUGCACCCUCCUCCCUCUGCCAGUCCGUGUCCCCUUCUCAGGCCUCCUCCCUCAUUGUGUCUUCUUGAAGAUAGGGAACCACAGCUGAGACUUUCUGAAAGGGAACUUACAGGUUUAAGUUCCUCCCGCAGAUUACCCAGCUGUCCAGAAGUAGCUCUGAGCAGUCAGUCACAUUUCACUCAACACAGAGCACCUCAGCAUGUGCUUGGGUGCUGGGGAAAACUUGACCUAGGAAUGGCUCCUGUCCUCCCAAUGCCACAGGAUCGUUUUAUUUGGCAUGGCCUUGUAGCUAGUGCCUGACCACAGUUGUGUUGAGAAAAUACCUCUGCCCUAGAGCCUACUAAUCCCAAUGAACAUGUUGCUCUUGGGAGAGAUCUAGGACAUCUCCCUUCAGCUGCCUGAACGGAGCUCUCUCACUGGAGCCUCGUGGAGCGCUGCUGUGAUCUGUAUUAAAUACCAACUGGUUUUCUUAAGUACACAUUCCUUUUGCUUAAGACCUCAUGAAUUCUGACCUCAGUCAGAUUCUGACAUUUGGCCAGGGCUGGCUGUAGUUUUAGCACAAUGAAGAGUGGGUUUGGUUGAAAAAUUACUAGUUUAAAUUUGAGUUCCAGAGGGAAUAAUUAACCAGCCAGUGCUUAUUUACAAACUAAUAUGCUAAUUUCAGGGACCCUGCCCUGGAAUACGUUGGCAAGAUUCUUAGGUUAUACUUGAAAUAAUGUACAUUGGAAACCACUGGACUGAGAGGAUUAUGGGUUCAAGACUGAAUUCUGGGAUACAGAGGAAAGAGGAAGUGGAACCCAGGUCAUCUCAAGGACACCCAGCUCAUCUGGGUUAUUGACAUUAAACACCACCACACAGAUGAAUAGCCCUGGCCACCUAGCUUGUGGCUUAGUUGAGGAAACCAAGGCAGGAAGGUCAGAAGGUCAGUUGAUAGGGUUGGAUGCUGACACGUAGUAGUUUCAUUUCAAUGUGGACAACUGGAAAACUAAGGCAGGGCCAGGAAAAAGGGGCAGCUAUCCUCAUGCACCGCUGACAGCAAACAAACAUGAUUCAGUUCUUUUGAAGGCUAAUCUACAUCAAGAGCCAUAAAUGAAUAUUACUUCGAUCUAAUAAUCUUACCCUAAGGAAACAAUUUAAUAAAUGAUUUACAAAAAUG